Molecule: messenger RNA, 250 nt
Organism: Nipponia nippon (crested ibis)
Lineage: Eukaryota; Metazoa; Chordata; Aves; Pelecaniformes; Threskiornithidae
Source: RefSeq, a predicted model, not a curated record
UGCCGGGUGUCCAUCUCCCCCGAGGAACCGACGGUGGAGUUCGGCACCUCCCUCCUCCUCAAUUGCACCAGCUCUUGCCAUAACUACAGCCGGUUGAACUGGGAGGUCUCCAUCACCAAGAUGGGGACGCGGGGACCCGGCUGGGUGUCCCUCGACAUCCCCAACGUCACCGACUGGAGCUUGGAGCUCCAGUGCUUCGGCGUUUUCGGGGAGCAGCGGGAUAUCGCCACCACCACCCUCCGUGCUUACC